UUGCUGGGGUGUGCGGUCGAGUCAGUUUGUGCAUCUCUCUGGAGUGAGGGAGGAAACAGUGAAGGAAAGUGACAGAUUAGUUUGGACCUUUUCUGUUCUGGUGAAGAGAUGUCUAGGUACCACAAAGCAGCUAUUGAUGGAUACUUGGACCUCUUAAAAGAGGCCACGAGGAAAGACCUGAACACUGCAGAUGAAGAUGGCAUGACUCCCACCUUACUGGCUGCUUUCCACGGACAUGUCGAUGCGCUUCAGCUCAUAUGCAGCAGAGAGGGAGACCCCAACCGGAGUGACAUCUGGGGAAACACGCCGUUGCACCACGCUGCAGCUAACGGCCACAUGCACAUCCUCAGCUUCUUGGUCAACUUUGGCGCCAACCUCUUUGCUCUGGACAAUGAAUCCCACACAGCCAUGGACGUUGCCGCCUCUCGUGACCGCAUGGACUGCGUGCGCUUCCUGGACACGGCCUCCUCACAGCAGACCAACCAAAACCCCAAGAAGGUCGCCAAUCUAAAGAAGGAGGCCAUCAAGGAAGCGGAGAAGCGCGCAAAGCUCUGUGAGAAGGUGAAGAAGAGACACCAGAGCAAGAUGGAUAAAAUGCAACGAGGAGCGGGCAAUACCGGGUCCGUCUCAGAGGCCAGCAUGGCAUCAGCAUUCUCAGACGGUGGUACCAUGUCCGGCAUCAAUGAGCAGUUCUCCAAACUUAUUGCUGCUGAUAAAUCUGGAUCCCUCACAGCAAGGGUCAAAGGCACGCUCCAGAAGAAGCUUGGGAAGAAAGAAAAAGGCACACUGCAGAGGUCGGGAGGGGACGGGAACGUUAUUUUCCUCAAACAGGAGAGUGGAGCAUCCGAGCAGCCAGAGUUCCUGGAUGUCUUCAAUGAGCAGGACGAGAGCAUGUUAGACGAAGAAGGAAGGGCAGGCUACGAAGAUUACGACGAUGACGAGCCAGGCCAAGUCAAACAGUCCAUCUUCAAUCGGCCCGGCCUUGGAGGUCUGAUUUUCAUGAAGAAAAUGGGGCUGGAGUCAGAGGACAUCCCGAGCGGGAACAACGAAAGUCUUGGCUACCUCGUUCAGAAUGAGAUGCUUGAUACAGAGGAAUAUGGCGCCGGCUUCGAGGGGAACGGUGAUGCUGAUCUGCCCUGGGAUCAGGAAGAUCUGGGACUGGAUGAUGAUGAAGAUGAGGAGACCUCUCCUUUGGAUGCAUUCAUGUCCUCCAUCUCCUUGCCGGAGUUUGCCCUUGCAUUCAGCAGAGAACACCUUGACCUGGAGGCACUGAUGCUUUGCACCGAUGAAGACCUGAAAGGCAUCCGCAUCCAGCUGGGGCCCAGGAAGAAGAUCCUGGAAGCUGUUGCUCGAAGAAAGAACACAUUGGAGACUCCUGGCAUCAUGAAGGACAGCUGCUUGUGAUUUUAAAAACAUUACGUGUGAUUUAUAAUCCAGUUUAAAGCUUAAAAUGAGUCUGUACUUUUUGUAAAUAGAGCCAAAAGCUUGAUUUUCUGUAUUUAACAAAGAUGAUUCAACUGUUUCUUUAAACAACUAUUUCUACAGCGUAAAGUUUCAAAUAACAUUUAGCCAUACUCUAUUUAUAGAGCAUUACCCAUGUUAAAACCAAUUUACAAACAGCAUGACCUCAAGCAACUUGAUCUUAAAUCCACAAUAUCGCUGUAUAGACAAAAAUGUUUUGGUACAGAAUUCGUGACCGUUUCUCACCAUAAAUGAGAUAACAGUGUCAGUGGCUGAUUUUUAAUAAUUACUUCGACAUUUGGCAAGAUAAUGUCAAAUAAAUGAAAGAUUAAAGAAAUGUUGUCUCCAAGUUAAUAAAAUGUGUC
This is a messenger RNA of Anoplopoma fimbria (sablefish), 1826 nucleotides long. It is a transcript of the gene anks4b, whose product is annotated as ankyrin repeat and sterile alpha motif domain containing 4B. Gene Ontology annotation, molecular function: protein binding. The record is from RefSeq and is a predicted model, not a curated record. NCBI's taxonomy places the organism in Eukaryota, Metazoa, Chordata, Actinopteri, Perciformes, Anoplopomatidae. Bases 109 to 1404 code for a protein of 431 amino acids. The transcript is spliced from 2 exons.